This is a messenger RNA of Lasiosphaeria miniovina, 2622 nucleotides long. RefSeq lists its product as uncharacterized. Gene Ontology annotation, molecular function: glutamine synthetase activity; hydrolase activity. The transcript has 2 exons. Lineage: Eukaryota; Fungi; Ascomycota; Sordariomycetes; Sordariales; Lasiosphaeriaceae. The record is from RefSeq and is a predicted model, not a curated record. The coding region runs from base 1 to 2622 and encodes 873 amino acids.
AUGACUUCGUGGGUGGGUGUUCGCUCGACGGUGACGUCGACGCAGCUCGACGCCGUCGCCCGCGCUAUCCGGACCACGCCAAUCAUCGACAACCAUGCGCACCCGCUGCUGAAGCCGGAAUCGCUGGGCAAGCACCCGCUGCUGUCCAUCACGACAGAGGCGUCGGGCGAUGCCAUUGAUGCGACGACGGCCUCGCUGCCCCAUAUCCGUGGCGUGCGGCAGCUGGCGACGGUCCUCAAGUGCGGCUUCAACUGGACGUCGGUCGUGGCCGCUGUCGAGGAGAAGCGCGUCGACUCGUAUGAAGACUGGACCGCCGAGUGCCUCGACGGCAUCGAGACCAUCCUCAUAGACGACGGCCUCGAUAAUGGCGACGACGCCCAGACAUGCUCGUGGCACGAUGACUACACGCGCAGCAAGUGCAAGCGCAUUGUGCGCGUCGAGAAGGUCGCUGCCGAGAUCAUCAAGAAGCUGGGCAGGGCCUGUGAUUCUUCGAGCCAACCCGACGUUGUCGACGAUGCAUUUGAUGAGUUUCUCCAGCGGUUCGACGCUCACGUCCUCGCCGCCAUCGAGGACCCCGACGUCGUGGGCUUCAAGUCGAUCAUCUGCUACCGCACCGGUCUUGAUAUCAAAGCUGUCGACGAGGAUGCCGCGCGCGAGGCCUUUGGCGAGAUCAUCUCCAACUUUACUCUCCUCGGCUUUGAUCGUCUAGAGCAGGAGAGCCUCAACGACCUCGUGGUCCAUCGCACCGCCAGCCUGAUCCGUGACUGUGCCUCGCGGCAGAAGAAGCCCUUCCAGUUCCACACUGGCCUUGGGGACAACGACCUCACCAUGUCCAAGGCAUCCCCCUCCCACCUGCAGGAUUUCAUCCGCGCCUUCCCGACGGUUCCCAUCGUUCUCCUCCACGCCAGCUAUCCCUUCACCCGCGAGGCUGGGUACUUGGCGUCCGUGUAUGAAAACGUGUACGCCGACAUUGGCGAGGUGUUCCCGGCCCUCAGCCAAGAAGGCCAGGAGCAGGUUCUACGGCAAAUCUUGGAGCUCUGCCCGUGGACCAAAAUCUUGUGGAGCAGUGAUGGCCAUUGGUUUCCUGAGACAUAUCUGCUCGCCAUCCUGCAGAUGCGUGAGGUGUUCGAGACGGUUCUGUCUGACUAUGUUAGAAGAGGCCACGUCGGUUGGAAGGCAGCGAUCGAGCUCGUGCGAGACGCUCUGUUCAUGAAUUCGAACAGGCUGUACCACUUGGGCCUCCAGUUCUCCGAGCUGCAGGAGGAAUCUGAAGCGGACUUAGGACCGUUCCCAAGCGACGUUGAGCUUCUACAGGUCUUUCUGAAGAACCAGUCUGCGCCAGAUUUCGUCAGGAUCUGCUGGAACGACUUCACGGCGAGCCCCAGGAUGCGCAUGGUGCCGUUCAGAAAGUUCAUGUCGUUGCUCAACGAGGGCAAGUCUACCGACAUUGGCAUCACCAAGGCCGUUUUCGGCUUGCUUCAGAACGACAAGCUGCUGCCGAGCGUUCCAGCGACGGGCGAGUACCGCUUGCACCCUGACUUCUCGUCCUUGAUGAAGGGCCCAACCGAGGGACAUAUCAGCAUGUACGCGGAAUUCCGCGAGCAUAGCGGCGCAAGGGUGCCUCUUUGCCCUCGAUCGCUGCUCCAGCGGGCCGUGGAGCUUGGGCUUACGCAUGGAUUGACCUUUCUCCUAGGCUUUGAAAUUGAAUUCAUGCUUCUCGACCGCGUCGACGAUAGUACAGCAACCCGAUAUGCGACUCUCGCAACCGACGGCCACGCCUGGUCAGUUGCGCGGUACUUUGCAGACCCCAAGGUGUCGCAGCUGCUGCGCGACAUGGUUUCGGAGCUUGAUGACAUGGGUAUUUAUGUCGAGCAGCUUCACGCUGAGAGCGCCACGGGCCAGUUCGAACUGAUCCUCCCUCCGCUGCCGCCCAUAGCAGCAGUCGACACGCUACUACAUACGCGAGACGUCAUGUUCGCUCUGGCUACGGCAGCUGGCUUCAAGAUUACGCUGCACCCAAAGCCACUCACGAACGCCUGUGGUACCGCUUCGCAUGCGCACAUGUCUAUCUCGUCGGUGACCGGUGCCGACCCUAAAGUCUACGAACCGUUUUACGCAGGUGUGCUUAAGCACCUCCGCGGCAUCACGGCAUUCACGUACAGCAAUCCCGCCAGCUUCGAGAGGCUUUCCGAUAGUUCGUGGGCCGGCGGCCGCUGGGUAACGUGGGGCACGCAGAACCGCGAGACGGCGCUGCGCAAGAUUGAGGGCUCUCAUUGGGAGUUCAAAUGCAUGGAUGGCCUGGCAAACCCCUAUUUUGCCAUGGCGGCCGUACUGUUUGCGGGAAUCCACGGUGUUGCCGCUAAGGAGCGUCUCGUGUGGGGAGACUGCGAGAUUGAUCCGGCGAGGCUGACCGCCAACGACCGCAAGGAGCUCAACGUCUCGCAGAUGUUGCCCGCCAGCGUUGACGAGGCGCUCGCCGCCCUCAAGGCCGACGACGACUUGGUCAAAUACCUCGGCCCGGAGCUAGUGGAGCGCUACACGGCGGUCAAGGAGUUUGAGUGCGCUUUCCUCCGCGACAUGGGCGACGAGGAACGCAGGCAGUGGAUCAUGGAGCGGUACUAA